CACCCUUGACCCGGAAGCACUGCCCCACUCAACAGCGUCAUCGUCGUGAAUUGUGCCCAGCCAUGCAUCAUUCGUGAAGUCUCAAGCGACUGCGUAAAGUAGACGUUGCUCAUACUCUCCAAUCGUUAAAACAUGGACUAAAUUCGAAGACGAAAGCUGAAUUUUUCCUCAUCCACAAUCAUGCCCGCAGCACCCGAUAUCAACUCUACAGAGCGCCUGGACGCUGACAUUCCAGGGGCGUUCCCAGAGACAAGUCGCAGCCAAUCACUCAUAUCAACCACUCAUCAGACACUCGCAGAUUCUCUUUACGAACGGAGAGAAGAAUACACCCGUCCACAGGAAGUGAAGAUCAAAGUGGGAAGCUGGAAUGUGGCAGGCUUGAAGGGUGUGGAACAAGAUGUAGGAGCCUGGUUUGUUGGCGGAAAAGGCAUGGAAGAGUCGCUCGUUGGAAUGAAGAUAAGAGACAAUCCUAGAGAGAGCGUUGAGAAUCAAGAAGCUAGACGCUCAUCUGUUGCCCCCACGGUACCACGCAAUGACGAGAAAGCCCUGCCCGGGGAUGAAGAGGUGGGCAUUUACGCCUUGGGGUUGCAAGAGGUAGUCGAUAUUACUUCAGCUACCGAAGCCUUGAGACCUUUCACCGACCCCUCAGUUGCAAAUCGAUGGAAGUUGGCUGUUGGUGCUUCUAUGCCUGCGGGCUAUCGAUUGGUAGCUGAGCAACAGUUGAUUGGGCUGCUACUUCUCAUUUACGUUUCCCCCACUGUCCAUCCGCAGAUCAAGGCCGUCAGCACUACGAGUGUAGGUACAGGAUUGAUGGGGUAUAUGGGAAAUAAGGGCGCUGUAACUGCCCGACUUAUUCUCGGCGAGACCACCAGACUUGUAUUUAUCAACUCUCAUCUGGCUGCUGGAGCCGAUAAGGCUGCUUUGGAGCGCAGGAUCUGGGAUGCAGCUCAAAUCACAAGCCGCACACGAUUCGACCCUAUCUCAGAACCAACAGGCUUGGCUCAUGGACAAGCAGAGGGGCUUGGAGACGAAGACUUCGCAUUCUGGUUUGGCGACUUGAACUUCCGUUUGCAAGGUAUGCCCGGAGAUGACGUGCGACGCCUAUUUACAAUUCACACGAAAAAACUCGACUCAGACGACACAUCCCCAAGCGAUGAUCGUAGUGAGAUCUCAGAGCAAGCCUCAAGCUCGCAGAAGACAAAAGACGCUGUACCUCUUCCACCUGAACUGGAUCCAGCAUCUUUGCAAACCACAAUCACGUCUCUUCUUCCUCACGAUGAGCUCAUUCAGCAACAAAAGACUGGUAAAGCCUUCCAUGAUGGGUGGCGGGAAGGCCCCAUUCGCUUUCUGCCUUCAUAUAAGUACGACGUAGGGAAAGUGGGUGUUUUUGAUUCGAGCGAGAAACAACGUUGUCCGAGCUGGUGUGAUCGGAUAUUGUACAGAACCAGAGCAGCGAAACAACGGCACGAUGCAAAAGUGAAGGAACAGGAGGAGGCAAGGAAAAGAGAUGAUCAGAUGAAAGCUGACGGGCUUGGCACGACGGACGACGAUGAUGAAUUGCUCUACGACUACGACCCCGACACCGACGGCGCUCAAGAUGCCUACGAUGAAUAUGAGGAUAGCCAAGACGCAGAGCCCGAAACUGUUGUUACGAAAGAGGGAUUCUCGGACGAGAUCCUUCUCGAGUACUAUACGGUUCAUAUGCGUGUCAUAUCAUCAGACCACAAGCCGCUAGAAGCAGGCUUCUCUCUCAAAUAUGACGCUGUCAUUCCCAACCUGAAGACAGCUGUUCAUCAAGAGAUUGCAAAAGACCUUGACCGACAGGAAAACGAGGGACGGCCCUCUGUCACCAUCGUGGUUGAUCGAUCUACCGGCUCUUUAUCACCACACAAUAAAAGUGUCACCAACAGUACUUUUGAUGGUGUGGACUUUGGCGACGUCCAGUUCGCAAAGUCCAAACGACGUAGUUUAACAAUAGCAAACACUGGUCGAGUCCCUGCUACUCUUGGUUUCACAGAGCGGCCAGUCGCUCAAAGUCAACCCCAGGGAGCUUUUCCGCCAUGGCUGACAGUUCAAUUCGAUCGAGACCCUGACGCGGACUCCAAAACCCCAGCGGGGAAUUUUAAUCAACAAUUCACCCUCGAGCCUGCAGACGUGUGCAACGUAGAGCUGAAGCUCAAAGUUGACAACUUAUCGUUGGUACAGGGUCUCAAUGAAGGCACGUCAUCGUUGGACGAGGUUUUGGUUAUCCGUGUUGAUGAGGGCCGUGACCACUUUCUGCCCAUUCGCGGCAAUUGGCAGCAAUCGAUCCUCUCGCGUACAGUCGACAAGUUGGUAAAGAUACCAGAAGGCGGCGUUCGCAAACUUCAAGGCCAGAAACCGGACCGUAGCGAAGCAGUGAGGUUCUCAGUUCCUCGCGAGAUUUUUCGGCUGACGGAAGCCAUAGAAGACAUGACCGAGCGAACGCUUGCCGAAUGGAGCAUGCGAGGAAGCGACAGCGAUGAAGAGGAGGCGCCUUGGAAACACAAUGCCGCGUGGCCGUUCGCUGGAUUUGAGUUCAACUCCGAUGAUGAGGACAUGCUCGCGGAUGUCUACGAUGUCCUUGAUUGCGAUGAAGCCUUCGAUAACGCUUUUCCUCCAGGCACAGCCCCGAAACGCAAACUUGCAGUUCUUACUAGAGCUUUGCUCACCUUUCUGCAAAGCCUUCAAGAUGGAAUAAUCACAAAAAGUUUGUGGGAGAAACUCGAGGAGAGUUUUAUUAUGCAUGAAAAGUCGAGACAGCAGUUUGCACCAGAUGACGAGAAGAUGUGGGCUCUCGAAAUUCUAGCAGAAGCACCUCACCACAAUGCUUCAUUCCUUCUCAUCAUCUCAACACUGCAAAAUAUCGCCAUGCAGAUCGUGGAGGCAUCAAAGCCACAAAGUCCUAGGUCGAGGCCUAGCAUAGAGCUGCCUGCAUCACCAAAAGCAUCCGUGCGAAGGAUGACACUGAGUAAAGACCCUCAAUUGGCCAUCAAGCAACUCGUCAACAAGAACCAUGCAGCUAUAUUGGCCGAGGUAAUGUUUCGCGCGCCAAAUUCAGGAAGGUUAAAAGAAAAAGACAAGAGCACAAGAAAGGAGAGGAUGGCCAACAUGAUUGAGUUAUUCUUGAACGAUAACUGA
Molecule: messenger RNA, 3159 nt
Organism: Periconia digitata
Lineage: Eukaryota; Fungi; Ascomycota; Dothideomycetes; Pleosporales; Periconiaceae
Source: the annotation of a GenBank genome assembly